Quercus robur (English oak) is the source of this 1650-nucleotide messenger RNA. RefSeq names its product alcohol dehydrogenase-like. Gene Ontology annotation, cellular component: cytosol. Gene Ontology annotation, molecular function: S-(hydroxymethyl)glutathione dehydrogenase [NAD(P)+] activity; zinc ion binding. Gene Ontology annotation, biological process: formaldehyde catabolic process. NCBI's taxonomy places the organism in Eukaryota, Viridiplantae, Streptophyta, Magnoliopsida, Fagales, Fagaceae. The record is from RefSeq and is a predicted model, not a curated record. Bases 20 to 1267 code for a protein of 415 amino acids. The transcript is spliced from 10 exons.
UUUGCACAGUGAUAUAUAAAUGUAUAAGCGGUUGGGUUCUUUGGUGUCCUAUUCCUAUGCUCAUAACUCUAAACUCCUCACACAGAAACAUUUUCGCUUCGUUCAUUCUGAAAUUGAACCAACCAUGUCUGCUACUUCUGGCCUUGUGAUUCCCUGCAAAGCUGCCAUUGCGUGGGAGGCAGGGAAGCCACUGGUGAUAGAGCAAGUGGAGGUGGCUCCACCACAGACUAUGGAAGUGAGGAUCAAGAUCAAAUAUACUUCACUUUGCCAUACCGAUCUCUACUUCUGGGAGGCCAAGGGCCAGAAUCCACUGUUUCCUCGAAUAUUUGGCCAUGAAGCAGCUGGGGUUGUAGAAAGCGUUGGGGAAGGUGUAUCAGACCUCCAAGUUGGGGAUCAUGUGCUUCCGGUGUUCACUGGAGAGUGUGGUAACUGCAGGCACUGCAAGUCUGAGGAAAGCAAUAUGUGUGACCUGCUGAGAAUAAAUACAGACAGAGGAGUUAUGCUUAAUGAUGGAAAAUCCAGGUUUUCUAUCAAUGGGACUCCUAUAAAUCACUUUCUUGGUACAUCCACAUUCAGUGAGUAUACUGUUGUUCAUUCAGGAUGCCUAACUAAGAUUAGUCCGCUAGCACCUUUGGAUAAGGUCUGCAUCCUCAGUUGUGGCAUCUCAACAGGAUUAGGUGCAACUUUGAAUGUUGCAAAACCAAAGAAGGGAUCUACAGUUGCUGUUUUUGGUCUUGGAGCUGUUGGGCUGGCUGCUGCUGAAGGUGCAAGAAUUGCUGGGGCAUCAAGGAUUAUUGGGAUUGACUUCAACCCCAAGAGGUUUGAGGAAGCCAAGAAAUUUGGAGUAACUGAGUUUGUAAAUCCAAAGGACCAUGACAGACCAGUUCAAGAGGUUAUUGCUGAGAUGACAAAUGGUGGAGUUGACAGGAGUUUAGAGUGCACCGGCAACAUCAACGCCAUGAUCUCUGCUUUUGAGUGUGUUCAUGAUGGAUGGGGUGUAGCUGUGCUCGUAGGAGUGCCGAACAAGGAUGCGGUGUUCAUGACCAAGCCCAUUAAUGUGCUUAAUGAGAGGACACUCAAAGGAACUUUCUUUGGAAACUACAAACCUCGGACUGACCUUCCCUCAGUUGUUGACAUGUACAUGAACAAGAAAUUGGAAGUGGAGAAAUUUAUAACCCACCGGGUCCCUUUCUCCGACAUCAAUAAGGCCUUCGAGUACAUGUUGAAGGGAGAGGGUUUGCGGUGUAUAAUUAGUAUGGAAGAAUAGAGUUUUCGACAGAAUUAAGAAAUAAAUACAGGUUUUUGAAUCUGGAUUCUCAGGUUUAAUUUACUCUUAUGAAUAAAGUUACGAAAAAAACAUUUUCACAACAAACCUAAGUAGCAAAUUAUUAAUGGUAAGCUUUAUUGUGAAAUUGUUGUGGAUGUAAUAGUGCCUGGAUUCUUUUAUGUAUUAUGGGAAUGGGCCAUCCUCUGACCGUUUAAAUGUAAUCAUAUAGAAAUAAUGUGCCCCGAAAGCCCGGGUUGUGCUCUCUCUUUCUGAUACGCAUAUACAUACAUCGUAUAUGAUGGGAACUUGUGCUUUGAGAAUUAAUUCAGGUGCUGAGGUAUUGUAUUUUUCUGGAAUCUAAAUGAAAGUUGAGUUGUAUAGAA